AUCAAAUUCUAUAAAUCAAAUAAAAAAUAUUCACAUUUCCGAUUUAAUUUUAUGAUUUUUCGUUAGACAUAUAAAAUUAAAAGAAGAAAACUGUCUAAUAGAGAUUGAGGAGUGAAAUAUAGGGGCAUGAGAGGAAUUGUCUUUAUAAAAUGAUACGGUUACUUACAUAACUCACCUUUCAGUUUAUUAAAAAACUACUAAGCAAACCGUACUUCACCAUCUUCUUGUGCGUUACAGACUAAACAGCGUUACACAUCUCUCUAAGUCCAAAAAAUGUGACCUCAAGAUAUAUAAAAGGUAAAAAAAAAAAAAAAAGAUAUUCCCUCUGUUCUAAAAUAAGUGAGUUUUGAGGUUUUUGCACGUUGAUUAAGAAAUUACAAAUUUUUAUUCUAUUUUUCUCGUUUACCUAAAAACAAUAAUGAUUAAAAUAAUUUCAACCAAUAAACAAUUAUACUACAGAAUAUAAAUAAUUAAAAAUAUUAAAAUGCAUUUAUUUUUUAACUAGAAACUUGAAAAUAUCACUUAAAAUAGAAUAAAAAAUUUUCUCUAAAACUCCACUUAAAGUGGGACGGAAGGAGUAUGUAAAAGGUGUUAUCGUUUAAAACCAUUGAAAUCUGAACUCAAAUCAAUAUUUUUCAAUUUUCAAAUACUUCUAGUUUUCUUUUGGAAAGCCAGUACAAAUGGAAAGUAUAACAAAAUCCUUUAUGUAAAUGGAAGUUUAUAAUUCUCAGUAAUCAGCAACUAGUUAUUGUAGUUAACGUAUUUUAGGUAAGAAUAAGUAGAGAAUAUUGUAACAACAAAAAUAUAAUUAUAAUAGUUUUCUCAUUGGCCACUUAAUACCUUUUUAACCUUUUCACAGUGUCCCAGAAACCUUCCUCUCUCUUUGAUGCAUUGUCGUCUAUAUAUACGCGUCUGCAUUUACACGUUCCCUUAAGAAAGAAACAUUGCAGAUACUCCAGAAAUGAAUUUGCAGAGAUGUUUAGUGUUAUUAUGUUGUGUUCUGUCCUUUCUGGUAACUGAAACGGCUGCAUAUCGAGAGAGACAGCUUCUGCAACCGCAUGAAACGAACAUAGACACAGAAAACGCGGCGUUGGCCGUAAGGGAACGGGGUUUGAAGACGCGGCGGCCGGAGCAUAAGAACGCAUACGCAACGAUGAUGUACAUGGGAACGCCUAGGGACUACGAGUUCUAUGUGGCGACUCGUGUCUUGAUCAGAUCGCUGAGAGAUCUUAACGUGGAAGCUGAUCUUGUCGUCAUCGCUUCUCUCGACGUCCCUCUCCGAUGGGUGGAAACCUUGGAAGAGGAAGAUGGAGCUAAAGUAGUGAGAGUUGAAAAUGUAGAUAAUCCAUACAGGAGUCAAACUAACUUCAACAGUAGAUUCAAGCUUACUCUGAACAAGCUAUACGCUUGGGCUUUGUCUGAUUACGGCCGUGUGGUCAUGCUAGAUGCCGACAACCUCUUCCUUAAGAAAACCGACGAGCUGUUCCAGUGUGGACAGUUCUGUGCGGUCUUCAUAAACCCUUGUAUCUUCCACACUGGACUCUUCGUCUUGAAACCGUCGAUGGAAGUGUUCAAGGACAUGCUGCAUGAGCUACAAGUUGGAAGAGAGAAUCGUGAUGGAGCUGAUCAAGGCUUCCUUGUCAGUUACUUCUCUGAUCUACUUGACCAGCCUCUCUUUCGUCCUCCGGUUAAUGGCUCUGUACUCGGUGGCCAUUUGCGACUUCCCUUAGGCUACCAAAUGGACGCUUCUUAUUUCUAUCUUAAACUAAGAUGGAACAUACCCUGUGGACCAAACAGUGUGAUUACAUUCCCAGGAGCCGUUUGGUUGAAGCCAUGGUACUGGUGGUCAUGGCCUGUUCUUCCAUUAGGUCUCUCAUGGCACGAGCAGCGACGCACCACCAUAGGGUACUCAGCAGAGAUGCCUUUGGUCAUAAUCCAAACAAUGUUCUACCUUGGAAUCAUCGUAGUCACACGACUAGCUCGUCCUAACAUAACUAAGCUAUGUUAUCGCCGUUCUGACCGCAACUUAACAACGAUCCAAGCAGGUUUCAAGUUCAUCGCGCUUCUCUCUGUAGUAGCAGCCUAUGUCUUCCCAUUCUUCACCAUCCCUCACACCAUGCACCCACUCAUUGGCUGGUCACUCUACUUGAUGGCUUCUUUUGCCCUCUCCUCCAUACCGAUCAACACUCUCCUCCUACCAACGCUACCUGUUCUCACUCCAUGGAUAGGCAUCCUCGGGACGCUCCUUGUCAUGGCCUUCCCUUGGUAUCCUGAUGGAGUGGUUAGAGCAUUGUCGGUUUUCGGAUACGCUUUCUGUUGCGCACCUUUUGUGUGGGUUGCCUUCCAAAAAAUCACGUCGCAUCUCCAGGUUUUGAUUGAGAAAGAGGUGUUGUUUCCACGACUGGGAGACUCAGGGAACACUUCUGGCUUCAGCAAAUUGUACUAGGAGUGCUUUAUCGGACGUAUAUUGGUUCUGUAUAUAAAGGAUUAUUAUUGUUUCAUUCACAUUUCAUUUACAUAUACUCAAACUAACCUUAUUGAUUUUACCUGGUUUAAUUAUCAAAUUUUCA
This is a messenger RNA of Raphanus sativus (radish), 2570 nucleotides long. RefSeq names its product putative glucuronosyltransferase PGSIP8. The coding region runs from base 962 to 2446 and encodes 494 amino acids. Gene Ontology annotation, molecular function: glycosyltransferase activity. Lineage: Eukaryota; Viridiplantae; Streptophyta; Magnoliopsida; Brassicales; Brassicaceae. The transcript is spliced from 3 exons. The record is from RefSeq and is a predicted model, not a curated record.